AACCACUUAUUUUUACUUCAUCUCAAGAAAAACAUACCUCUCAUUGAUUUUUCCGUGAAAAUAAGUUCCUUGUAAAUGUGUCUCCACUCUGCCAAACUUGACCACGUUUGCUUCAUCUAUCAACACUAAUUAUUGUGAUUGUGGUGACUAAUUGUAGCUUUAGACUGACCAAGUGCGUGAGUAAACUUCAAUAUGAAUUGCGACUUAUAUACUCUCUUCAAAUGUUUUGUAUUAUUUUCAAGUCCCUUGAAUAUGUUAUUUCUUAUUUAUUUCAUCCAUCAGGGCGUCGAAUCGAAGAGGAUCGAGUUGAUCUCUGCUGACUUCAAAGACGUUCACGAUUCGUCGGCAUUCGUCGACAAAACCAUGUUCCUGAACCAUUUCAUGCGAGACGAAGCAGAGCACAUGGUCAUCACCGCGCCGAAGGGCUUCGGAAAAACGAGCAUCCUGAACAUGGUUUCAGCAUUCCUCAACAUCCCCACCGAUGAGGCCGGAAACCCCUUGAACAAAACCACCUCCGAAUUUUACAGCAUCUUCACAUCCUCCGUAAAAAUCGCCAAAUAUCCCAAGCUAAUAAACGCAAAUUACAGAAAAUUUCCAGUACUAGCCUUGAACUUCAAUGAGAUAGAUACCCGAGACGAGAUCACUUUCUCCGCAUCUUUCCGCAGCUUCCUUCAACGGACCUUCAGUCAAUUUCCAUAUUUGGAAAGGAGCAAAAACCUAACAUCCGUAGACAAGUUUAAGCUCAGUGCGUUGCGUCGAAGUAUAAAAAACUUAGAGUUAAGUUCUUUGAUCGGGUUUGGUAAGAUUUUAACAAGAAUGCUCUUCGAGCACUUUAAGACUAAGUGUGUGCUUCUUGUGGAUGAUUACGACGUGCCAUUUUGGCGGGCUCUGGAGGCUAAGAAUUCAACUGAGGCAAAUUCUAUUAUCAAAAAUUUAGCACUAUUCAUUGGGAGAUUGGUGAGAACGAACGGUAAACACGUUGCUAGGUCUUUUUUGACCGGUUGUAGAAAAGUAGCAGCAAAGCACCUGACUACUGCUGAUAAUUUACAAUACUACUGUAUUUUCGACGAGAGUCCGUACUGGGAGUUUUAUGGAUUUACAGAAGAUGAGAUUGAAUUUCUCCGAAGUAAGUUCAAUAUUUCUGCGAAGAGUCUUGGGUUGGAUGAGAGAGACUCCGUUUUUGACGGGAAUCGUAGGAUUUACAAUACUAGCUCUGUGUUGAGAAAAAUAAAGGAAAAAUCAGUUGCCUGAGCGACUUGCACUUCAAAGGUUAUUAAAGUGUCAUGGAAGGUUCGAGGAGUACCGUUCGAUUUGUUAAUUUAUUCCAAAUAAUUAGCAACUUUUAAAUUCCCGUCAA
Molecule: messenger RNA, 1357 nt
Organism: Bemisia tabaci
Lineage: Eukaryota; Metazoa; Arthropoda; Insecta; Hemiptera; Aleyrodidae
Source: RefSeq, a predicted model, not a curated record